Saccharomyces cerevisiae S288C is the source of this 1146-nucleotide messenger RNA. RefSeq names its product Mrl1p (gene MRL1). NCBI's taxonomy places the organism in Eukaryota, Fungi, Ascomycota, Saccharomycetes, Saccharomycetales, Saccharomycetaceae. Gene Ontology annotation, cellular component: endosome membrane; Golgi apparatus; endomembrane system. The transcript has a single exon. The coding region runs from base 1 to 1146 and encodes 381 amino acids. The record is from RefSeq and is marked reviewed.
AUGUUGAAACGAUCAUCUCUAAUAUAUCUAUCAUGUGUCCUAAUCAUUACCAUACCAAUACUUUUGCAUGUAUACAAUGGUCCAGGACUGUCCCAUGAAGCCAAUGAACAUAGGGCUUCUCACAAGCAAAAAAGAACGUUAGCAAAUCCGGAUAAACCCAAAAGCGAAAACGAUGAAGAUCUAUUUUGUGCGGUAACCAACCCAGUCACCGGAUCAUACAUAGAUCUAUCACAGCUAUCUUCAACUCCCAACAAAUUAAGGGAGGGCCAAAAACAGAUUUCUGGCAAUAACAAGCAUGAAUCCUCCAAGACGAAGUGGUCAGUGAGAGGUUGGGGCUACGAUACAAACUUCACGUUAGGCAUCUGCUCUAGUCCUGUCGGAGAAGCUGAGUCGCAACAACUGUCCAAUCUAACGGGCGCUUUUUACGUAGACCAGUUGAACGAAAAUAAUUUAGUAUCGAUUGGAGACUUCAGUACAAGGCCUGCGUUAGUCGGCGGCUCUACUGCCAAGAAAUUAACUCUCAAAUACGAAAACGGCUCUAUGUGCCCGAACGGGAAGGACAAGAAGGCAACUUUAUUGAAUUUUGUCUGCGAUAAAGAAAUUCAAUCAAAGGCCCAGAUAUCAUACAUUGGAAACCUACACAAUUGCUCGUAUUUCUUCGAAGUCCGCAGCAUUCAUGCGUGCCCCACCUCAAACAAAAAGAAUGAAGUUAACGUUUUGGGUAUCUUCAUCGGUAUCUUCGCUAUAUUCUUUUUAGUCGAAUUUGCGGGGAGAAGAUGGAUCUAUGCUAAACUAAAUAGGCAUUUGAAAAACGACGACGAGUUACACGACAUAUCGCCAUCUUUAAAUGAGCAACCACACUGGGACCUCAUAGAGGACGGGUCUCGCUGGAGUAAAUUUUUCAACGGGAUAAUUAAGACGACAAGAAGGUUCACGAAAUCUUUAAUGAGGUCUUUAGUCAGAGGCAGGAACAGCCGUCAAGGGGGCAUAAGACUACGGUCAUCCCCAUCUGCCUCUUCGUCCAGCCUUGCCAACAGGGAGUUCUUCAGAGACAUGGAGGCUCAAAACGAAAUUAUUGACAGCCUAGACAUCAAUAGUCAUACAACAGAAAGCGACCACCCAACUUUGGCUGAUAAUAGCGUAUAA